This is a messenger RNA of Nycticebus coucang (slow loris), 3077 nucleotides long. It is a transcript of the gene CRIP3, whose product is annotated as cysteine rich protein 3. Lineage: Eukaryota; Metazoa; Chordata; Mammalia; Primates; Lorisidae. The coding region runs from base 2333 to 2947 and encodes 204 amino acids. The transcript has 9 exons. The record is from RefSeq and is a predicted model, not a curated record.
GCCCUAGUUACCUACUAUUUAUAAUUAGGAUCACGUUAAAUCAUAUUCCUUUUUUGUGUCAUAUCUAGUGAUCCUCAUGUGUAUUAAGAAACUCCCAAGACCUUAUUCCUAUGAAGCUGAAUUUCCCUCACCCCAGAGCUGUUUACUAACUCUCAACUCCUGCCAGUCCCUUCCUAUUCCCACCUCUCUACCACUAGCACUCAUCUACUCAUACCUCAAGGGGACUUGUGUAUAACAUUUAACAAUCAUUCACCAACAAAUGUUUAUUGAGCACUCUGUGACGGAGAUUAAAUAGGCAUUGGAAACACUAUGGCAAAGAAGGUCCUUACACUCAUGGAGCUCACAGACUAAGGAGGCAUACAAAGCCUAGAUUGAAGUGGAGGUGGGCAGGAAGUUGGCAUACCUUAUUUCACUCUGUAGGCUACAACCUAGCCUUUGUUAAUAAUAAUGCCUCUUCCAAACCUCCAGGAGCUUAAAGUCAUUAUCUCCACCACCAUUCAUAAAUUCACCUAGAGUUGAAAAGCUUGUUUAUUCAGAUUUUGUAACAAUAAAUGGUCAAUUCAUCAGAAAAACACAAUUAUCUUAAAACUAAUAUAACUAAUAAAAGAGCUUAGAAACAUGAAGUAUGUAGCACUUUGGGAGGCCAAUGUGGGAGGAUCACUUGAGCUCAGGAGUUUGAGACCAGCCUGAGCAGAAACAAGAUCCCCUCUCUACAAAAAAUAAGAGAAAUUAGCUGGGUGUUGUGGCAUAUGCUUGUAGUCCCAGCUACUUGGAAGGCUGAGGCAGGAGGAUUGCUUAGACUAAGAGUUUGAGACUGCAGUGAGCUAUGAUGAUGCCACUGCACUCUACCUGGACAAGAAAAACUCUCAAAAACAAAACCCAUGAAGUAUGUUAGUGGGACUAUUUUUGUUUGUCUGCAGUUUGGCCAGGGCCAGGUUUGAGCCCACCACCCUCAGGGUAGGGGGCCGGUGCCCUACUCACUAAGCUAUAGGUGCUGAGCCAGUAAAAAUUAUUGAUGAAGACAAUUCAGAAAACAGAUGUUGAGUGGAAAUUCAUAGACACUAAUUCCAUCCCCUUUGCCCUGAGGAAAAGACUAAAGUCCCAAGAGGGGACUCCUGGGGCAGUGCUCUUUUCACCCAGUCCAGCACAGAGCACAGCAGUCUAAUGAGUGUACAUUCCCUUCAUCCCUUUUUUAACAAACUUGAUGGAGCUAAGGAGCUUCAGAAAACUGACCACCAUCCUUCAUCAAGGGAUUGUUGUCUCCUCUGCUGGAACUACUGGCACAAAGUGAUCAGCUCUCCCUCUUGCCCCUCAUUAGCUGAGCUACCUUUUAUCUGUUUUUUUAAAUGUAUUUAUUAUUAAAUCAUAGCUGUGUACAUUAAUGCAAUCAUGGGGCACCAUACACUGGUUUUAUAUAUCAUUUGACAUAUUUUCAUCACACUGGUUAACAUGUAAUCAUACAAUUUGUGGCAUUUUGUAUCUGGCUUCUUAAUGUUUUUAUGGGUUAUGCAUGUUGUAGCAUGCAUCAGUACUUGAUUCAUUUUUGUGGCUGAAUAAUUUUCUAUCAUGAAUGUACCACAUUUGUUUAUUCGAAAUUUAUCAGUUGAUGAAUUUUGGGUUAUUUCUAUCUUUGGGACUAUUAUAAAUAGUGCUGCUGCUAUGAACAUUUCACAUACAAGUUUUUUAUCUGGGGGUGGUGUUUUUUCUAAAACAGAGUUGCUCUGUUGCCUGGGCAGGAGUGCAAUGGCGUCAUCAUAGCUCAAUGCAGCUCAAAUUCCUGAGCUUGAGGAAUCCUGCCUCAGCCUCUUGAAUAGCUAGGAUUAGGUGUGCACCACACUACCUAGUUAAUUUUUCUUAUUUUUUGUAGAGAUGAAGUCUUGCUCUUUUUCAGACUAGUCUCAAACUCCUGGCUUCAAGCAGUCCUCUCACCUCAGCCUCCCAAAGUGCUAAGAUUACAGUCAUGACCCACAGUACAAGUUUUUGAGUAGGCAUAUAUUUUUGUUUCUCUUGAGUGUAUAUAGAAGUUGGAAUGCUGGGGACACCUGAUAACUUUGUGUUGAACUUUUUAAGGAACUACAUGUUUUCCAAAGUGACUACACCAACUUACGUUGCUGCCAACAAUGUAAGAGGAAUCCAACUUUUUCAUAUCAUCCUGGUGGCUAUAAAAUGAUGGAAUGGUUCUAAAUUUCUGGUGGCCAGUGAGUGCUGCGGCGCCUGCCCGGAUCCAGUAAGGCACAAAACAGCUGUGGGAGGAGUCAGCGGAAGGGCAAAACGUAGCCCAAGCGGCUGUAUCUACCUAGUGAGUGCAGUGUAGGCUGCCCGGAGCAGAGCCAUGAGCUGGACCUGCCCCCGUUGCCAGCAACCCGUUUUCUUUGCUGAGAAGGUGAGCUCCCUGGGCAAAAACUGGCACCGCUUCUGCCUGAAAUGUGAGCGCUGCCACAGUGUCCUGUCUCCUGGUGGGCAUGCAGAGCACAACGGGAGGCCAUACUGCCACAAGCCGUGCUAUGGGGCUCUCUUUGGACCCAGGGGGGUGAACAUUGGUGGUGUGGGUGCCUAUCUGUACAACUCCCCCACUUCCACUCCUGCCAGCACUACUCCCCUCAGCCCCAGUAGCUUCAGCCCUCCCAGGCCAAGGACUGGCCUCCCCCAAAGCAAGAAAAGCCCUCCCCACAUGAAGACAUUCACUGGGGAGACCUCGCUGUGCCCUGCCUGUGGUGAACCUGUCUAUUUUGCUGAGAAGGUAAUGUCUUUGGGCAGAAAUUGGCACCGACCCUGUCUGAGGUGCCAGCGUUGCCGGAAGACCCUGACUGCUGGGAGUCAUGCCGAACAUGAUGGAGUCCCCUACUGCCACAUCCCCUGCUACGGCUACCUGUUUGGCCCUAAAGGUGUGAACAUUGGUGAUGUGGGCUGCUACAUUUAUGACCCAGUGGAGAUAAAAUCCAAAUGAGACGUGCACAGAAGAUGCCACCCUAAAUCAGGUUCCUGCCAUCCCCUUCUGGUCCAGUGGGAACUGCAAAAUUCUCCAGUCUUAUUAGCACGUGGGAAGAUGAGAUCCUGGGGACCUGGACCUAGGCUCC